AUGGGAGACGCACGGCUAAGACGUAUCAACAAGGAGAUCAACGACUGCAAAAAUGACAAGGUUUCGGGCAUUCAAGUCUCAUUGAUAGAUGAAUCGCCCUUCCAUCUGGUUGGAACUUUUCCCGGGCCAGAGAACUCUCCAUACGAGAAGGGUACUUUCGAUGUAGACAUUGUCGUACCCGAAGGUUACCCAUUCCAGCCCAUCAAGAUGAAGUUUAUCACGCGCGUAUAUCACCCCAACAUCUCUUCGCAGUCUGGCGCUAUUUGCCUCGACAUUCUUAAAGAUCAGUGGUCGCCCGUGCUUACGCUCAAGUCUACGCUUAUGUCGCUGCGCUCUCUGCUAUGCUCGCCCGAGCCAAACGACCCACAAGAUGCUGAAGUAGCCAAGCACUACCUUCGAGACAAAAAUGACUUUGAAAAGACCGCCAGAUAUUGGACCGAGAUCUACGCAAAUGGCUCCGAAUCAGCGCAGCCACCCGCAAAUGCCCAGAAUACGGUGGGAAAGACAGGUGACAGGGCCGAUCCAAUCCUGCUGGCAGGAUUGAAGAGGGAGCAUGUCGACCAGUUUGUCAACAUGGGCUUCGAAACCAACAAGGUGAUCGAGGCGUUGAAAAAGCUUAACUACCGAGGUGCAAACGUCCGCAACAUCACCGACGACACAGUCCUCAACGAGCUCCUCAAAUAA
This is a messenger RNA of Mycosarcoma maydis (corn smut), 684 nucleotides long. Its product is annotated as putative E2 ubiquitin-conjugating protein UBC1. NCBI's taxonomy places the organism in Eukaryota, Fungi, Basidiomycota, Ustilaginomycetes, Ustilaginales. Gene Ontology annotation, cellular component: nucleus. The record is from RefSeq and is a predicted model, not a curated record. The coding region runs from base 1 to 684 and encodes 227 amino acids. Gene Ontology annotation, molecular function: ubiquitin conjugating enzyme activity; protein binding. Gene Ontology annotation, biological process: protein polyubiquitination; proteasome-mediated ubiquitin-dependent protein catabolic process. The transcript has 5 exons.